AAAGAUUGGAUACAGCGUAAACAGCUGCCGGGUGGCACGUGCACAUAAGACAAAUUAGAAAUGAUUGAGCAGGACUUGCCUGGUCAGUAUAUAGACGAUAUCGAAGAUUUGAUCUCUCCAGAUGAUAUAAAACCUCGUGAGCGUUAUGAAAAUAAAAAGAAUGUAACGGUACGGGCAAAGAAGCAGAAGCAGCGUUCACAAAUCAAAAUCAAACCCGACGAGGAGGUAGAUGAUGCAAAGACGUUGCGUGCUCCCAUUCACGAAAGUGUCAUACCAGGCACACAAAAGGUCUAUAUCAAGACAUGGGGAUGCGCUCACAAUAAUUCUGAUUCGGAAUAUAUGGCAGGACAAUUGGCCUCUUAUGGCUAUCAAUUGUGCUCAGGCAAGGAUGAGGCUGAUCUAUGGCUACUCAAUAGCUGCACCGUAAAGAACCCAUCAGAGGAUACAUUUCGCAAUGAAAUCGAGUCGGGCAUGCAGAAUGGCAAACAUGUUGUGGUGGCCGGUUGUGUGCCCCAGGGUGGACCUAAAUCCGAGUAUUUACGUGGCCUGUCUGUGAUUGGAGUACAACAGAUUGAUCGGGUUGUGGAGGUGGUUGAGGAAACACUUAAGGGGCACAGUGUACGUCUAUUGCAGAAUAAGAAAGUGAAUGGUCGCCGUGUGGCUGGCGCUUCCUUGGCUUUACCCAAAGUCCGAAAGAAUCCGCUUGUGGAGAUCAUAUCGAUCAAUACCGGAUGUCUCAACCAAUGCACCUACUGCAAGACGAAGCAUGCCCGCGGUGAUUUGGCCAGCUACCCGCCAGAGGAAAUUGUGGAACGGGCGCGUCAAUCUUUUGCCGAGGGUUGCUGUGAGAUUUGGUUAACUUCUGAGGAUACGGGUGCCUAUGGGCGAGAUAUUGGAAGCUCGCUGCCGGAACUGCUUUGGCAGCUGGUUGAGGUCAUACCAGAGCACUGUAUGCUGCGCGUGGGCAUGACCAAUCCACCAUACAUACUGGAACAUCUGGAGGAGGUGGCAAAAGUUUUGCAGCAUCCGCGUGUUUACUCAUUUUUGCACGUUCCCGUUCAAAGUGGCAGCGACUCCGUUCUUGGCGAAAUGAAGCGAGAAUACUGUCGGAAGGACUUUGAGCAUGUGGUGGACUUUUUGCGUGCACGAGUUCCCGGGCUAACCAUAGCCACCGAUAUUAUUUGCGGGUUUCCCACUGAAACCGAAGCCGACUUUGAAGAGACAAUGACGCUCUGCGAAAAAUAUCGCUUCCCCAGCCUCUUUAUUAAUCAGUUCUUUCCACGACCUGGUACACCGGCAGCUAAAAUGGAACGCAUACCUGCAAAUCUGGUUAAGAAACGUACCAAACGCUUGACCGAUCUCUUUUACACCUACGAGCCGUACGCUGGUCGUGUUGGUGAGGUCUACGCUGUUUUAGUAACCGAAAUCUCUCACGACAAACUGCACUAUGUGGGCCACAAUAAAAGCUACGAACAGAUUCUCCUACCCAUGCGAAAGAAUCUGUUGGGUACCAGAGUUCAUGUUCGGAUUACAAGUGUCAGUAAGUUCAGCAUGAUGGGCGACAUAUUGGAUGAUGAAAGCGAAUGGAGAAGAUGUGACCGCAAGCAAGAGGAUAAGCAGCAAAAACAACAGAUCACUGAAAACCUAAAGGAGAGCCGUUGGCAGAAGCUACAUCAUCCGUAUUUGGGUAUUGCCCUUGUCAUAGGAACCUUGGCUUAUAUUAUACACUUGCUAAUGCGCGUAAUAUUUAGUUCCACCUUGUUAAACGAAUAAAAAGAAAAAUAAAUUCAAUUGAGGCCCGUUA
Messenger RNA from Drosophila willistoni, 1804 nucleotides. RefSeq names its product threonylcarbamoyladenosine tRNA methylthiotransferase. Gene Ontology annotation, cellular component: endoplasmic reticulum. Gene Ontology annotation, biological process: tRNA methylthiolation. The record is from RefSeq and is a predicted model, not a curated record. Bases 61 to 1773 code for a protein of 570 amino acids. The transcript is spliced from 2 exons. Lineage: Eukaryota; Metazoa; Arthropoda; Insecta; Diptera; Drosophilidae. Gene Ontology annotation, molecular function: tRNA (N(6)-L-threonylcarbamoyladenosine(37)-C(2))-methylthiotransferase activity; 4 iron, 4 sulfur cluster binding.